AUGUAUUUGAUGCCAAAGUUUGUCAAAGCCGUUUGGGACAUUGCUUCCCAGGUACGUUGUCUUGCGGUUUGCAUUUCAAGAUGUGGGCGAUGUCAUGUCCCUGGAAAUGGCCUCAACCGUGAGGCAGCGCGUCCGAAGAGUUCGCAUCGGCGACUCGGCCGGUGUGCCAUGGCUCGACACACCUCCCAGGUGGCGCGUUGGAAGGAACUGUCCCAUCUUCACCUCUCACUGGGGGCUCUUGACUCGAAGAUCUUGAGCGCUUGUAUUCUCAGCUAUGAUGUGGAGAACGAUUAUCAUAUAUAG
Messenger RNA from Durusdinium trenchii, 303 nucleotides. The record is from the annotation of a GenBank genome assembly. Lineage: Eukaryota; Dinophyceae; Suessiales; Symbiodiniaceae.